Messenger RNA from Paramecium sonneborni, 653 nucleotides. Lineage: Eukaryota; Ciliophora; Oligohymenophorea; Peniculida; Parameciidae. The record is from the annotation of a GenBank genome assembly.
CAUGGUUUUAUUUUUUGAUGUUACACUGAAAGUAUGCCUUUGGAGGAUUUUCUCCUAUUACACAGUCGUAAAUGGAAUAAACAUUUACGAAAAAGAUAAAUAGGAAAUUAAAUAAUAAGAAAUAGGUGGAUAAGGGGAAAAAAAUAAUCAAAAAAAAGAGUUAAUAAAAAAAAAGAAUUUUUGGAUCUUCCACCAUAAAUGGACUAAACUUUAUUUCAAGAGUAAUACAAGUAGUAAAGCGCAAUUUCUUUUCAAAAAGGAACUCCAUUUUUAUUUUAAACAUAAACACUCCAAUAAUUUGAUAAAAAGAUUUUAGAAAAUGAGGUAUUGUUAUAAGAAAGACAAAAAGGGAGAUAAAAGAACUUAUAGAAAAUUAACCAAAGGUUUUGCAAUUUACUUUCAUUAUUUGAGCAAAAUUAUCACUUAAUGCAAUAUGAAUUCCACUGCUGAUUUUAAAAAUGAUUCUCAUACUUAUCAAUUACAAUUGCGGAAGGUUUGGGCUUGUUUAGGUUAUACAGAGAGGAAGCAUUCAUUAGCAUUAAUUGCUCUAUUUUGAGAAGAAUGAAGUUGGAAAUAUCUCAAGUAAACUAUUAUUAGUUCUGUGUGGAAUUUAAAUAAGAUACUCCAAUUUGAUUAUUUUUUCAAUAAUUGGC